GUGGAGUCCCCAUCCCUGGAGGGAUUUAACAGACAUGUGGAUGUGGCACUUGGGACAUGGGUUAGUGGUGGUCUUGGCAGUGCUGGGGGAGCCGUUGGACUCAAUGGCCUCAGAGGGCUUUUCCGAUUUUAAUGUUUCUGUGAUCCUGCUCUCCUGGGUGUUUGUGUCCAUGGUCUCUCUGCUGGGCUCUUCUCCCGGCCCCUGCGGCACUGCUCGGCCAAGCCAGAGGAUUAAGGCCUGAGCCACAGCUCUGCACCCCUGGACUGAGUGGUGGGAUGUGCCCUGUUACUCUGGGAACCCCCCACCCCUGCUGUCCCUGGGCUGUGGUAGGUGGGGUUCACCUGGCCCCAACGAGCCCCCGGCUGUGCCGGUGUGGAGACCAAAGGCUGGUGGGAUUUCUGUGGUCGGGGGUGAGGCCACUGUAGGUCCUUGAUAGCUGCCAGGUUUUGGGCAGGGCGGUGCUGGCAGUGGGCUCCUGCCUGCAGGAUUGGCCCCUCCAGAUGUGCUGCCACACGCUGCCUGAUUUCAGCCACACUUGGUCCCUUCGUGGCCAUGGGGGCUUUAGCUGGAAAAAAAGCAAAGGAAUUGGGGAAGAGGAGCCUCGCCAUUGCCUCAGCAGAGCCGAGGUUGUGCCGGGUUACACUGGGGUGCACAGGAAGCCCUCCUGGCAGGUGGAGGGUGAGAUGCACCUCAUCCCUUGGGGUGAACAGUGCUGGUGUGGGGGAGCCGGGGCUGAUUCUCCUCUUGCCUUUCCCUCAGGAAGAAGAGACGAAGCGGCUGCUGGAGCCGGCAGCCAGCCCUCCCAGCAAGGUGCUGAAUGGAGCGGAGCAGAGCUACCACAACCUGCCCUCGGCACGCACCGACGAGCAGGCCAUGUUGUCCUCCAUCCUCGCCAAAACGGCCAUCAACAUCAUCGACGUGUCGGCAGCGGAUUCCCAGGGCAUGGAGCAGCAUGAGUACAUGGACAGAGCUAGGCAGUACAGCACACGCCUGGCCAUGCUCAGCAACAACCUGACGCACUGGAAGAAGCUCCCGCUGCUGCCGUCUCUGACUAACCAACCGCACCAAGUGCUCGCCAGCGACCCCGUCCCCUUCGCAGACCUGCAGCAGGUGUCCCGGAUAGCCGCCUACGCCUUCAGCGCGCUCUCACAGAUCCGCGUCGACGCCAAAGAAGAACUGGUUGUACAGUUUGGCAUCCCCUGAGCCUGCCUCCAGCACUGCCGCUUCACCGCUUUGGGUUGUUUUGGGGUUUCUUUCCCAUUUUUUUCUCUUUGUUUCCCUUCCCUCCCCAUGGUGCUGCCACAGAACUUGGACAGAUACCCUGUUUCCUACCAAAUGCCAAGACGCCCAUCACCGGCACGUCGAGCCCACCUGCAUUGCUCGAGGCUUUCUCCUCCUCGUGGGUGGGUGUGUGUGGGGAGGGGGCCGUGUCACCUGGACGCUGCCUUGCACAGGGAUGAGCACAAAGGGAACAACUGGCACAAGGAGGCCCCGGUGUAGGUCAGCACCGUGUGCCACAUCACCAGGACAGGUGGGCUGGAGCCAGGUGGAUGUGAUGCUCUGCGUGGGGCCUGGUGGCUCUGACAACCCUCCCUGCUCAUUUUUACAUGUUUAGAUCUUUAUUUUGGGUUGUUUUGUUGUUUGGUUGUUUGUUUUGUUGUUUUUCUUUUUGUUUUUCUUUUUUUUUUUUUUAAUUAUUGUUUUUGGCCACAGUAGAUAAAACCAUGUUCAUCCAGU
Lepidothrix coronata (blue-crowned manakin) is the source of this 1737-nucleotide messenger RNA. RefSeq names its product late endosomal/lysosomal adaptor, MAPK and MTOR activator 1 (gene LAMTOR1). Bases 553 to 1203 code for a protein of 216 amino acids. Gene Ontology annotation, molecular function: molecular adaptor activity; guanyl-nucleotide exchange factor activity. Gene Ontology annotation, biological process: positive regulation of MAPK cascade; endosomal transport; cholesterol homeostasis. Gene Ontology annotation, cellular component: membrane raft; lysosome; Ragulator complex. The record is from RefSeq and is a predicted model, not a curated record. Lineage: Eukaryota; Metazoa; Chordata; Aves; Passeriformes; Pipridae. The transcript has 4 exons.